Girardinichthys multiradiatus is the source of this 5161-nucleotide messenger RNA. RefSeq names its product mitogen-activated protein kinase kinase kinase 9 (gene map3k9). Lineage: Eukaryota; Metazoa; Chordata; Actinopteri; Cyprinodontiformes; Goodeidae. Gene Ontology annotation, molecular function: ATP binding; JUN kinase kinase kinase activity; protein binding. The record is from RefSeq and is a predicted model, not a curated record. Gene Ontology annotation, biological process: protein phosphorylation. The coding region runs from base 296 to 3415 and encodes 1039 amino acids. The transcript is spliced from 11 exons.
GUUUGGAAAAAAAAGACCACUGCGUCCGGGAAGCCCCAGCGAUGAUUGGAUGCAGGAUUGAGCAUGGGGAAUCAUCAAGCUGCAGUAGAGAUGCGCUUUAUGGGGUCCUGCAGGGGCUGCAAGGGGUACGAUGUAGCAGCAGCAGCAAAGGGCUGCUAGUUCUCCCAAGUGUUUGUUCGUGAGAUUAAGCGCUACUUACCUCUGUGGGUGUGUGUCUGCGUGCGGACUCAGAACCUCCGAGACGCGUCAGGUGGAUGCGCUGAAGUGAUCCACUUCGCCCCUAUGGAUCGCGUCCAUGGAUGUCUUCAAACCUGCUUUGGACAACAGUUUGAGUCCCAAGGCGUCAUUAUCUGAAGAAGCAGAGCCGGAUGUCUUUCGCUGGCCCAACACAGCGGAGAGCGGCAGCGGCUCGGCGCAGGAUGCGGAGCCCGCCGCGCCUCCGCCGGGCGUCUGGACGGCCGUGUUUGACUAUGAGGCCACUGCGGACGAUGAGCUCAGCCUGUGCAGGGGAGACGUGGUGGAGGUUCUAUCCAAGGACUCUCUGGUGUCGGGAGACGAGGGCUGGUGGACCGGUAUGAUAGCAGACCGGGUUGGCAUUUUCCCGUCCAAUUAUGUCAGCAAAAGGAACGGAACAGAGGACGAGGCAGGCCUGCGGGAGAGCUCGGAGCACUCAGUGCCUCCUCUGCACCUCUUGGAGAUUGAAUUCUCAGAGCUCACCCUGGAGGAAAUCAUCGGAGUCGGUGGUUUUGGAAAAGUCUACCGUGCGUUGUGGGAGGGCGUUGAAGUGGCCGUGAAGGCAGCCCGACGGGACCCUGACGAGGAUGUGGCGCAGACUCUGGAGAGUGUGCGUCAGGAGGCCAAGCUCUUCGCCAUGCUCAACCAUCCCAACAUCAUGGGUCUUCUGGGGGUGUGCCUGCAGGAGCCCAACCUGUGCCUGGUCAUGGAGUAUGCUCGAGGAGGGCCUCUGAACCGGGCACUUGCUGGGAAACGCAUCCCCCCUUGCACGCUGGUGAACUGGGCCGUGCAGAUUGCACGAGCCAUGCAGUACCUCCAUGACCAGGCCAUCGUACCCAUUAUACACAGAGACCUCAAGUCCAGCAACAUCCUGAUCCUUGAGAGAGUGGAGAUGGAGGACCUCAGCAACAAGACUCUGAAGAUUACCGACUUUGGUUUGGCUCGGGAGUGGCACCGCACCACCAAGAUGAGCGCCGCUGGGACCUACGCUUGGAUGGCUCCUGAGGUUAUCCGCUCGUCCACGUUCUCCAAGGGUAGCGACGUGUGGAGUUAUGGCGUGUUGUUGUGGGAGCUGCUAACUGGAGAAGUUCCUUUUCGAAGUAUUGAUGGUCUCGCUGUGGCUUAUGGAGUGGCUAUGAACAAACUGGCUUUGCCCAUUCCCUCCACAUGUCCUGAACCUUUUGCACGCUUAAUGGAGAACUGCUGGAGCCCAGAUCCUCACUCUCGGCCACUAUUCACAACUAUUCUGGACCAGCUCACGGCCAUUGAGGAAUCAGGCUUUUUUGAAAUGCCAGCAGAAUCCUUCCAUUCCCUGCAGGAGGACUGGAAAUUGGAGAUCCAGGAAAUGUUUGACCAGCUAAGGACCAAGGAAAAGGAGCUGCGAUCGUGGGAGGAAGAGCUGACCCGAGCUGCACUGCAACAGAAGUACCAAGAGGAGGCGUUAAGGAAGCGUGAGCAGGAGUUGGCAGAAAGGGAGAUCCACAUUGUGGAGCGGGAGCUAAACAUCAUCAUCCACCAGCUCUACGAGGAGAAGCCACAUGUGGAGAGCAGGCAGGGCAAGUUCCGACGCAACCGCCUUAAACUCAAAGAUGGGAACAGGAUCAGCCUGCCCUCAGAUUUUCAGCACAAAAUUACAGUGCAGGCGUCUCCAUCCCAUGAUCCUCGGAGGACUCUGCUCAGCAGUGGGUCCAGCCCUCCAACUAGCCCCCUCAUGCUGCCUCGCCUUCGAGCCAUCCAGCUUACUCCAGGUGAGUGCUGCACAGAGAUUGAGAGAAAGGGGUCAAGAAAGAAAGGCCGUUCCCGUGGGUGUGGUGUCUACAGGGAGCACAGUGCAGAUGCCAGUGUGAAGCCUCCCCACGAGGGCAGCAGGCAGCGGUCCUGCAGCGCCCCAAACCUCCGCAGAUCCCCGAGACACAGUCCAGCAGUGCCUGGAGUGCCGAGCCUACUGGAGACAGAAAAUGAAGAUUGCUGCUUCACUACAGAGCCAGGUGCAGCUCCUGGUCAGUCCUACCUCUGCAUUCCUUUCCAAAAAGAUGCCCAUGCAUCUUCUUCCAUCGACAAUGAAGGAGAUGAGUACUACCUCAGCAGCCAGGCCCCUGGAACCCCAACAUGCAGAAAGAGCCCAGGUGGAGGCCGGCGUUCUGAGCUUGUCCUGCUGGGCUGUGGAGCUCUGUUGGCAGCUGUUGGACUGGGCUGCAACCUGCUAACUUUGACCCAGCCUGAGGAGAGCAUCAAAUCCAGAUGGGAGGGUUUCUUCCACAGAACAGGUGGCCAAAGGCGUAGCACUAGCUCCCCAACUCGCAGACUGUUCCAGAGGGAAAGCCCGCUAAAGACUUUGGCCCCCUCCCUACCCGAGCGAGGUUUACCCUCUUCAUAUACACUCCUGUCGUUAUCAUCAGUGUCUGACUCCAACUCCACCCACUCACUGCUGCGCUCGGACAGCGACGAGCUGUUGAUCUGCCAGGCUGCAUCGGCGUCAACCCGGCCUUCUGUUCCCCCUCCAGUCUCACAGCGUAAGAUGGUUCAGACCCCAGUCAACUCACUGGUCAACAUUCAUGUGGAGAGCUUCAAGCGUAACCCCCGGCAGUCUCUAACGCCCACACACGUCCCCUGCGUCCCACCUUCCUCACGGAGCCUUCGUAGAACCCCGUCUGAUGGAGCCAUCAAGAAGAACGGUCCUCCCAACACGUUGGAACCAUUGCCAGAGAAGAGAGCUCUAGACAACACAGCAGUUGGCUUCCGGGGUUUAAAAGAAGAACGUUCCGAGGUUCCCCGGCUUCCCGACCCAAAUGUGGUAUUCCCUCCAACCCCUCGCCGUCGCUGUGCUCCAGAACGCCCCAAAACCUUGGACUUUGUUGCUCGGCCUCGUCCUUCGCCACGGCCACGGUGCGACGUGUUCUGGGGGGAUUCGCUGCUUAGGGGCAAUGGACAAACCCUGGGCAGUGGCGAGUCGCCCGCCUACACCUCCAGCACAGAGACUCCGCCCACUGUAGAGUUUGGUAGAGACUCCACAGUCCUGCCCACCCCCAUGGAGGCCCCGACUCCUUUCCCCCCCCGCAGGAAUGCAAAUCUGCUGGAUCAGUUGGACGAGGGACAGUGUCGGGACGGAACAGUCCCUCUUUGCAAACCGGAGACCAGCCUUCCCAAAGACUUACCUUAUAAUCCAGGAUUCUGGCCCUGACUCAGUCCAACACACAGACAGAGGUGGAUUUUCUGUCAGCUCUAGGAUUGUCACCGCUCUAAUCGGUUAACCUUCCCCAGUCUAGAACUUUGGAACAAAAUUUCAAUAAGGUGUUUUUUUCCUACAUUAGUUUAACACUAUUUUGCUAAAUAAUAAUCUAAAUUGGCAUCUAAAACAUGUCUGGCUUUAGAGAAAGACAUCAAUCCAAAUCCCCUUCAUCUCACAUUCAUCAACUUUAGAUUCUUGUUUCUUUCUGCAGAAGCUGUCUGUUGGUUUCACAGCAGAACAGUAUGGACACCUUCACAAAGCUUUACACUCCUGUUUCAAACUGGAGUUUGAAUUGUUCAUUUAAUGAGGUGCACUUUUGAAAAUCUUCAUGAAUGUAAAACAGCUUUUUUUUUUAUUGCCAGGAAGUAAAUUGUAAAAUCACUUAAAAUCCUCUGUUCUUUCUGUUUCCCACUCAUGUUCUGGCGGCGGAUGGGUUCCUCACCAGUCACUUCAUACCCCACAGACAGGGCGCUGUUCAUACAAGCACUCUUGUUUUUGCAUUAGUUCUACGUUGUUGCAACAGUAGGAACCACAAAAAAUGUCAGAGGGUUAAUUGAUUUUCUUUGGUUGUAAGUUUUUUUAAACUUACAACCAUGUUAAAGAGAUCAGAAGUGAUUCUAAAAGCUGAAAUUGGGAACUUUGUGCUUGUAUGUUGUUAAAUUGUUGGGAUGAGAAAAGCAAAGCUUGAUUAAUGGGGAUGGUAUUUUAACAACCACACAGCAAACAGACCCAGGUGAUGCGUGGAAGUUUGUUUUUUAUUAUUUAUAUUUUUAAUGAUCUAUUUAAUUUAUUUUAUUAAUUUAUUUGGUGGCUUUUUUAUCCUAUCUGCCUUGAUUUUUGACACUUUUUAAUGCUUUAUCUGAAUGUUUCUGGAGCUUUCAGCCUUUGCACAAAGCAUCAAGUCAUUUUUUUUCCAGCUGCACUUUCUUCAUUGCUCAUUUAUCAUUAUGAGGGUUUUCAAAGCUUAUCGACCAGGAAUUAUUUUUAAAUAUGAGUAUCUGAACAGCUCCUUGUUUUUUUUAACAAAACAAAUUCAAUUUCAAUUUAUUGAAAUUAAAAUUAAAAAAUCCUUUUUACAGUGUCUUUUGCCAAGAAAUGUAGCUGCUCGACGAGCACUUGUCAUAAAACAGUUUUUCUUGCUUUAGUAGUGUUAACUUGUAAAGAAUUCCUGUUGUUUUAUGGGAAGAAAUGAUUUGAAGAACGCCAAUCGCAUUGUUCAAAUAGUGAUGGAGAGCAGUUAUCAUUUUUUUCAGGGGUGGAAGGGGUUGGUUAGAUAAAAUAAUAACUGUACCAUUCCUAAACACACUGAUGAAUUAUUUUAAAACUAAAAAAAACUGAAGCAUGGGUUUAUGCUAAUUGUUCUUAUUUAGUUAGUUAUUUAUUUUAUAUAUUUACUUGUUUUUUGGGUUUCAUACAUGCAACAUAAAUGGUACAAAUAAUUGAUAAUUGAUACGUAUACAUUUGAAGGCACCCCCCAAAUCCCCUUCAUGACUGUGAAGAACAUAAUCAAGUUCCACGUACUAUAAACAUUUGUUUGAACUACAAGUGAAGUGAUGCUGAGGUUUUGGAUGAAAUGUGAGCACAAAUAAGCUUAAAACACUGUUUACCAAUGUUGGUUGUGCGGGUGAACUAUACUGCUAUUGAGUGACUUGUAUUUGCACUGGAAUACACUGACUUGAGUAAAAUCAUAGAAAAAGA